UCCUCUCUUUGAGCUCCUCUUUUAGCUGUGGACAGGGUUUAUUCCAGACUCUUGGGAUGGCUCUGGCUGAGUAUUAAUAUUGGAUGAAUCUGAGAUAUCUCUGGCAGGGUUUUAAGAAAUCUGAAGCACAUUCUGCUUGCAGGAAUUAUUUCUCAUGUUUGAACUCAGGACAGUGCCUUUUCUUUGUUGAAUCUUUUCCUGGCCACAUGUUCAAAUAUGUUUGUGAUUUGUUGUCUUGGGGAUGGUUGCUGAAUUUGUGUUGUUUUUUUGGUUCUCUUCUAUUACAGCGGGAUGCAAAGGGACAGUAUCUGUUUGACCUCAUUUGCCAUCACCUCAACUUGCUGGAGAAAGACUAUUUUGGCAUCAGAUAUGUAGAUCCAGACAAGCAGCGGCACUGGCUGGAGUUCACCAAAUCAAUUGCAAAGCAAAUGAAAUCUCAGCCUCCAUUCACCAUGUGUCUGAGAGUCAAGUUCUACCCUCCUGAGCCUGCUGUUCUCAAGGAGGAAAUCACUCGAUAUCUCGUCUUCCUGCAAAUCAAGAGAGACCUCUACCACGGUCGGCUCCUGUGUAAAACCUCGGAUGCGGCCAUGCUGGCUGCCCAUAUCCUUCAAGCUGAGAUUGGUGAUUACGACCCUGGGAAGCACCCUGAAGGUUACAGCUCCAAAUUCCAGUUCUUCCCUAAACAUUCGGAGAAGCUGGAGCGCCGGAUCGCAGACAUACACAAGACAGAGCUGAUUGGACAGACACCUGAAACAUCAGAGCGAAAUUUCCUGCAGAAAGCCCAGAUGCUGGAGACAUAUGGUGUUGAUCCGCAUCCAUGCAAGGAUGUGUCUGGGAACCCAGCUUUCCUCGCCUUCACACCAUUUGGUUUUGUGGUGCUCCAGGGAAACAAGAGAGUUCAUUUUCUCAAAUGGAAUGAGGUGACCAAACUGAAGUUCGAAGGCAAGACGUUCCACGUGUAUGCAAAUCAGAAGGAGAUCAUCUUGACAUACUUUGCGCCCACGCCGGAGGCAUGCAAACACCUUUGGAAGUGUGGUGUGGAGAACCAAGCUUUCUAUAAGCUUGAGAAGUCAAGUCAGGUUCGAACAGUGUCCAGCAGCAACCUGUUCUUCAAGGGCAGCCGUUUCCGUUACAGUGGGCGAGUGGCAAAAGAGGUGAUGGAGCAGAGUGCCAAAAUCAAACGCGAACCUCCAGAAAUACACAGGGCUGGCCUCGUGCCCAGCAGAAGUUGUCCAUCUAUCACCCACGGGCCUCGCCUCAGCAGUGUACCGCGCACGCGUCGGAGAGCUGUACACAUAUCCAUCAUGGAGGGUCUAGAGUCAUUGCGUGACAGUGCCCAUUCUACACCGGUGCGUUCAGUGUCCCACGGGGAAUCUUUCAUGCCACGCUCCCGGAGCCAGGCCACAGACGCCAGCGAGAGGACUGCGGUGAUCUCAGACGAGGCCUACAGCCCCUCCAUCAGCGUCCUGCCCACCCCGGUAGCCGAGCACAGCAUGGAGCUGGCCACUUCUCGCCAGAUUAACGGUGCACCUUGCAGCAUCGAGGAGGAGAAGGAGUCUGAGGCAGGCACCCCCAUGCGCGGGGAGGGGGUUGAUUUUGGUGCGGACGGUAGAUCUGCACAGGAAGGUGCAGGAGGGAACUCAACCCUCAGCGAGGUGGAACAGGUGAAUAAAUUUGUCUUAAGUGUCCUCCGUUUGCUCCUUGUGACCAUUGGACUCCUCUUUGUCUUGCUCCUCCUCCUCAUCAUCCUCACUGAGUCAGACCUUGACAUUGCAUUUUUACGUGAUAUCCGCCAGACCCCCGAAUUUGAGCAGUUCCAUUACGAAUACUUUUGUCCCCUCAGGCGGUGGUUUGCCUGCAAGCUCCGCUGGGUGGGCGGGUUGCUCAUUAACAAGUGAGAGUGAGGUCGUAGAGUUCGUAAGCCCAUUCGGGGGUCUGAGAUGACGGUUAAGACUCCGGAGUGAUGGAGGGCAGCUUCGUCCCAACCAUGAACCCUGCUUCUCUCACCAUCCUCCUGCAGGCAUACAGCUUGGACCACUCCUGGUAACACCGGGGCCCAGGAUCUCUCUUCCCCUCCUCCACUUUGAGUUAACCCCCCAACCACCUCCUCGUUUCGCUUGUUUUCGUCCUCUUUUUUUUUUCCUACAAAGUCAGAAGACAUGUUUUGCAUUUUUUAUUUUUAUUUCAAGUCAUUUCAGGUAUUUUAUUUUUUCAAAUAACACAAAGGAAAAAAAUUUUAACUGAAAUCAAAGAACUGAAGAAUUUUAAACAGUUCCUUUUAUAGGAACGGAAGAUUUUGUUGCAACAGAUGAACGUUGACAUCAUUUAUUUAUUACUUUUAAACAUGUAUUUGCAUAAGAAAAGGUGAAGAGGUGAUGGAAAGUAAUCGAGGAAGUUGAUUUGUCAUUAACAAAUGAAGAUGGAAGUGAGUUAUGUUAGAGUCGAUAGGCCUGAUGCUGUGAAGUAUACUCUAUGUGAGGCAAAGUAGUGUAACAUCUUUUGAUAUUGAUUCAUCCCCAUCAGACAAACAGAAGAUUCACCUCAUCAGGAAAAACAGAACAACCUGACGGGAAUAAUAGUGAAGGUUCAUGAAGAAGAGAAUAGAUUACCAAAUGCCUUGUUUUGAGAAUGUCGAUGUCUGUUGGCAGUUUUGAAUUUUGAGGAUAGUUUUAAGACACAAUUACACUUUAGUAUACAUGGGUGUACAAAGUAAACUGGCGAAGGUCAAAGUUGUUUUUUCUAACAUUUUCUAAGGAUACAGUAAAAUAAACCAGAACCAAUAGUGUUAUGUGACCCAGUAGUGUCAGAUGCGUUUAGAGAAAUAUUCAUGGCGAGCAAAGAUUCACUGGCAUCAAUAGAUAAUAGUCUAGAUAGAUGUGCAAUGCUCAUAUGGUUUAAUAAUUAAGUACUUUUGAAUGUGCUCAUUUGUUCAGUUGUUCUCUUAUUUCUCCAAUUAAUUUGAUUUGCAUUCUUUCAUCAAGUUGAAAUUCAAUGAAUUUCAAUAAUUUCUUUGUAUGAAGAGUUUAUGAUUUAUUUUGGUUUUAUCAACCUUGCUCUUAGGUUUA
Molecule: messenger RNA, 3065 nt
Organism: Micropterus dolomieu (smallmouth bass)
Lineage: Eukaryota; Metazoa; Chordata; Actinopteri; Centrarchiformes; Centrarchidae
Product: FERM domain-containing protein 5
Exons: 13
Coding region: 84-1898 (604 amino acids)
Cellular component (GO): cytoskeleton
Source: RefSeq, a predicted model, not a curated record